GCAAUUCAUUCACGGAAACCCCGUAGUUGGGUCAAGCUUUGUGAAGUCGCCAUUUUGACGGAGCUGAAAGAGUUGUGCGCGAUUUCUCCCCAUAUUUCUUCCAAUUCCUGGUUUACUUUCCUUUAGUACGUAGCUGUGGGAACAUACCGUAUCUGCCAUGUCUGCAGAAGGCGAGGACCAACCGCAGGCCAUGGAGGAGACCGAGCAGCAGGAGCCCAUGGAGACGUCGCAGAGCGGCGAACAGGGCCUGCUGGCCUCCGUACAGGAGGCGCUCAACAAGAUGUACGAAGAUGAUGUUCUUUCACCUGGGGAUCUCGACGUGAGAGCGUUGGACGCUCUGCGCGAGUUUGACGAGACUGGCGCCCAGGACGUCCUGAAACAGUUCGCUGAGAGCGACCUAUCACAUGUACAGAACAAGAGUGCAUUCCUGUGUGGAGUCAUGAAGACAUACCGACAACGGAACAAGAACAAACAGAACCAACAGGGAGAUGCUUCCAAGAAGGGACCUGAUGAGACAAAAAUCAAAGAAAUCCUGGACAGAACGGGAUACAAACUCGAUGUGACGACAGGGCAGCGCAAAUACGCCAUGCCGGUCACGGAGGAAGAAGAGAAGGAAAUGACAGACAAACUCACACAGCAAGGACAUACCUCCCAGAGUAGCAUGGUGUUUGUCAGUAAGAUACCGAGAGACAUGUUUGAAGAUGAGCUCAUUCCUCUGUUUGAGAAGCCCGGACCCAUCUUUAAUCUCAGGCUGAUGAUGGACCCACUCAGCGGGCAGAACAGAGGCUACGCUUUCGUCACGUAUACCACUAAGGAGUCUGCACAGGAUGCUGUCAAACAGCUCGACAACUACGAGAUCAGAAAGGGGCGCUGGCUGGGCGUGUGUAUCUCAGUGGCCAACAACCGGCUGUUCGUGGGCUCUAUCCCCAAGAACAAGAGCAAGCAGGAGAUCUUCGACGAGUUUGGCAAAGUCACAAACGGUCUGAAGGAUGUGAUCAUCUACUACAUGCCUGAGGACAAGAGAAAGAACCGAGGCUUCGCCUUCCUGGAGUACCUGUCACACAAGGAGGCGUCGCUGGCCAGGCGGAGGCUCAUGAGCGGCCGCAUCAAGGUCUGGGGCAACAUCACGGUCACCGUGGACUGGGCCGACCCCAUCGAAGAGCCCGACGACGAGGUCAUGGCGAAGGUUAAGGUGCUGUACGUGAGGAAUCUCGCAGUGGAAGCUGCGGAGGAGAUCAUCCAGGCAAAGUUCGAGCCGUACGGGACGGUCGAGAGAGUUAAAAAGAUCAAGGACUACGCCUUCGUCCACUUCGAGAACAGAGAAGAUGCCAUCAAGGCCAUGGAAGAUCUGAACGGCAAGGAGCUGGAAGGGUCAGCCAUGGAAAUCUCCCUCGCCAAGCCACCAUCGGAGAAGAAGAAGGAGAGAAAGAGGCAGAGAGAGCAGGAAAAGAUGAUGGGCGGCUACGACUACGAUGGAUACAGCGUCGGUCGUGGCGGCCUGCGUGGUCGAGGCCGUGGUGGGUUUGACCGCCGCGGCGGAGACUACAGGGGCGACUAUGGCUACGGUGGCGGCUAUGAGGAGUACGGCUAUGGGGGUUACGGUGGGGGUGGCACUAGGGGGGGCGCCAAGAGGAAGGCUGACGGGCAGGGAAAUCAGGGGCCCGACACGAAGCGCCGUGCCAACAACCAAGGAGGAGGCCAGUGGCAGUCUGCUCCCAUCGCUCAGCAGCCGCUCGCCAGUCAGGACUGGGGCGGACAGGGCUACAGUGGAGGGUCUUCCAGUGGCGGACAGGAAUGGUACCAGGACUCCUACGGACAGCAGUGGAAAUAGGAAGGAAAGGGUUCCUCUUCUUGGCUGGUACUUCCAAAUUGGAUGACACGAAAUCUGAUGACAGUCGGCCCUGAUAACUACCUCUGUUUUGGCCAUCAUGGAAGAUAAUUAUUGGAAACUGGCAUCCUGUUUCCGUACCGCCCACAUGACUUUAUCCUCUCUCCUUUGACGAAAGUCCCCUCACGAAGAUCUUUUGGAGUAUACCAAGUAUAUCUUUCCUAGGAUUACGUAGUAGUGAAAGCUUGUGCUGUGAAUUUUUUGUGAAUCAUUCCAUGUGAUUGUUCUAUUCUGUCUGGCUGCCUGGACACAAAACCACCAGAAUUGCCUAAGGAAAGACUUUAUUGGAUUUAACCUUUUCGACGAGACUUCGCAGGACUUUACCUAUUCUCUUACCAACAGCAGAUUUCAAUCCAGGCUCUUAAACCGUCAGAGGGUUUCAACUGACUAACUUUUGCUGUAAAUUUGCCAAAGUGUUUGUGUCGCCUGGUCGCACUGAAUUUCCAGAUGCCACCGCGACGUGUGUGUUGUAGACAAACUUUUUUAUUUAGGCCUAUUCCUCUUGCAACCUUUUUAUAUCUCUAGAAAGUUAAAGUAGACUUAUUCAACUGUUUGUUUUAUUUGGAAAGUAGAGCAAACUGGAAAGUCAAUUAGAAACAACUGUGUAGUGGAUUGGCGUAAUGUUUGGUAGACCGUAACCUAUAUAUGUGUAAUCAUUGUAUCAUUUAAUCCCUAUCUUGAAAUCAUUAAAUAAAGAAAGUAGCCACCCAAAACAUGGUGAAAAAAAGGACAAAAAGCAAGAAACGUCUACAAUUUCUUGACAUUCUGUCUCGCAUUUUAUUGUUGGACUGAAAUUCAGUCCAAUAUUGUCUUUUUCAUUGUAGUUUAUAGUAUUUCAGAUUGUCACCCAUUGACGCAACUAGUCCUCUACUGUGGAAAAUGUUCCUGAAAUCGUCCUGAAACCCUGCAAACUCCAGAGAAAGUAAGCACAGCAAAAUGGAGAGCUGAAAGAACAAAGCACAAAGUUCCCAAGAACACCCUCUUACCCUACACACGAAAAAUAAAGUCUCACCCAAUUAUCACACAAAAAAAAACACUCCCAGUCCCCUUGCAAAAGUCAGAAAUAUACCACACAUGCCCCGAGAACUAAAAAA
Branchiostoma belcheri (Belcher's lancelet) is the source of this 2982-nucleotide messenger RNA. RefSeq names its product heterogeneous nuclear ribonucleoprotein R-like. The record is from RefSeq and is a predicted model, not a curated record. NCBI's taxonomy places the organism in Eukaryota, Metazoa, Chordata, Leptocardii, Amphioxiformes, Branchiostomatidae. Gene Ontology annotation, cellular component: ribonucleoprotein complex; nucleus. Gene Ontology annotation, molecular function: mRNA binding.